Messenger RNA from Serendipita indica DSM 11827, 510 nucleotides. The record is from the annotation of a GenBank genome assembly. Lineage: Eukaryota; Fungi; Basidiomycota; Agaricomycetes; Sebacinales; Serendipitaceae.
AUGCGCGUCGGUUUCUUUGCAGUAGUUUUCGCCGGGUCGGCCCGUUUGGUGUUCACCGCUCCAAUUCUUGGCCCCGAAACCUUUGUGAAUUUGGUCUCUCGUACGAACGACGCCGGAUUACACCCUGCUCAGGGCACCCAGUCAAGCAAUGCUGCCCAUACGCUGCCAGACAAGCUUCAGAUUGCCCAAGGGAACCACGACGCACAUAUGCUACUGGAUGCGCAUCGUCAAUCUCAGUCAAACGUUGGUCAAAUAUUCCACGCCGCCCACGUACAGACGGACGGACAUCAUCGCGUUUCUGAAACAUCACACGAGCACGCACACUCAUUUGUCUCCGGAAACUCCCAUCACCCUCAAUCAAGCGAUCCUGCCCAUACGUCGUCUGACAAGCAUCAUAAUACUCAAGCAAGCAACCUCGCUCACGCACUGAAGAUCAUCCAUCACAACGUUCAGUCGGGUGGCGCUACCUACAAACCGUCGGAUCAGCAUCAUAAAGGGACGAAUCCGUGA